AUGAGGUGUGUCUUCUCAUUAACCAAUGGGGACGCCUUCGGCUUGACCCUGCACAGUCUGGAGGUCCGCGGGCCAUUGCCUGGAGCGCAGUGCUACCGCCUCUGGAGCGCCCGCACAUGUGCAGCAGGGAGGAUAGGUCGAGGCCCAGAGGACAAUGGAGAAGCCUGCCUCCUGGUGCGCUGCCCUGAAGGACCGGGAGCCCAGUCCCAUGAAGGUGCAUCGAAGAUGGUACUGGCCACAGGGCUUCUGGGAAACCCUCGAAGGACUUCUGUGAAACCCCGCCCCAUCCCAGGCCCCGCCCGCGGCCCCUCCCGGAGCCGAGCCGCAAGCAGGGCGUGCACCGGCCUAGCUGCUCAGUCCCUGUGCUCAGCACCGACUCCGCGGGGAGGCGGUACGGACUGGCCCCGCUUGGCAUCGGCUGGCCCCGCUGCGGGCGCCCAGCGGACAGGUGUGGUCGCGCGACGUCGGCCUGGCCCGGAUGCGUGGAGGCCGUGGGAGCUGCCGGAGCAGGAGCUGCCGCGGCCACUGAAUGCGCGGCAGCCGCAGCAGCUCCAGCACCUGGAGGAGUCCUUUAUGAGAAACCUCCUCCUGGGCUUAUCAAGGUUGGCGCUGGAAACAAUAUGGUCAUCACACAGGAGACAAAGAAUGCCCUUUCUUUAUCAAAGGCAACCAGAAGUUAGAGCAUUUGAGAGUAGUGUGCGUUUUGCAUGUUGUACAGUGACCAUGGAGGCCAGAAGAGGGCAUCGGAUCCCCUGAAACUGGAGUUAUGGAUGGUUGUUAGCCACCUAGUGGGUGUUGGGAACUGAACCCAGGUCCUCUGCAAAACAGGAAGUACUCUUAACCACUGAGCCAUCUCUCCAGCCCCAGAUGUCUUUAAUAUUUUAAGUUAGAAGUAUGUAUGUUCCCUCUCUGUACAAUAGUAACACAGAGCCCUCAUUUUAACAGAAUGCCUCCUACAGGCAACAAUUCACUGUUCAGUUACUGUUCUACCAAGGGAGUGUGCUGCUGUGGGAAUGGCCCUCAGCACACACCAAAUCUGUCAAGAAGAAUUCUCCAAAUUAAUAUUUUUCAAUUUGAAAACUUUAUUUAUUUAGAGAUAAGUUCUCACUGUGUAACCUUGGCCGGCCUGAAACUCAGAGAGAUCUGCCUGUCUCUGCCUCCUGAGUGCUGGGAUUAAAGGCGGGCACCACCACGCCCAGCUCCAGUAAGCUUUAUUUUAUAGUAGGACUAUGCCACUGUUUGUUUAGUUAUUUCCUCAGGAAAUAUACUACUUUGUGUUUUUCUAAUUCAGAAAUUCUUUUUGUAGCCUUAAUGAGUUUAGUCAUGUAACUUUAAAAAGCAUUUGAAUAUGUUAAAUAUAAGGCUGUAUCAAACAGUUUCUUUCUUAAACUUAUUUCAGUAACAUAAGGAUUUAAUUCAUGUUUAGCAGUCUGUGAAGCCUAACCACAUCUUAACCUUCUCUGACCAUUAAGGGACAUGAAGAGUCCCAUGAAUGACAUUGUUCGAGAGACUAAAAUAUACAAAAAGGAUGUGAGGUGAGGUUGCCCCAACAAUGCCAACAUCCUGACUUCUUAAAAAAAUAAUCCCUUUAAAAAAUUUUUUCUUUCUUUUUUUCUUUUUUAGAUUUUUAAAAAUUUAAUAACCACAUGAUUAAAAGAAGCAUUUCAUUACAGCUUAACAUAUUCAAUA
Molecule: messenger RNA, 1689 nt
Organism: Nannospalax galili (Upper Galilee mountains blind mole rat)
Lineage: Eukaryota; Metazoa; Chordata; Mammalia; Rodentia; Spalacidae
Exons: 6
Coding region: 1-756 (251 amino acids)
Source: RefSeq, a predicted model, not a curated record